AUGAAUAUAUUAAAGGAUAUUUUACCUGCAAGAUUUUUUGAAGUGUUAGAAAAAGCCGGCAUUUGUACACCAAAACAGAUUAUCGUACUAUCACAUUGGGAUAUUAAAAAGGCAACUAAUUUAUUAUAUGACGAUAUACUAUUACUUAAAAGCAUCGUUAGUAAUUAUUAUAGCCCAAUUUGUGUAACAUGCGACAAAUUCCAAAAAAAAACUUGUAGGAUUAAAACUGGUUGCUCAGCAAUUGAUAACUUGCUGAGAGGAGGUUUUCGAAAAGGGACCAUUACAGAAAUUUAUGGAGAAAGUGGUACGGGCAAAACACAAAUUGCUUUGCAGGUUGCUGCUUAUUGUGGAGAUAAAGGAAGUGUAAUUAUUUCUACUGAAGAUAUAUUUCCUGUUAAAAGAUUCAAUCAAAUAAAUAAGGCCAUCAUAAAUAGAUCAGAAAAUGCAGAUAGUGGGAAAAGCACAUUCAUUGAACAUUUGACGGAUUCACACGAACUGUUAUCCUGUGUAAGGGUACGUUUGCCAAUAUUAUUAAGCAAAAACAGAAUAUCAUCUGUUAUUAUAGAUUCUGUAGCUGCUCCAUUUAGAAGUGAACACACCAACUAUGUGCAAAGAGCAGAAGAACUUAGGGAGUUUGCAGUUACAUUACUUAAUUUAGCUCAAGAAUAUAAUAUGGCUGUAAUUUGCAUAAAUCAAGUGACAGCAUCUUUUGAUGGCUCUGAUGAUGUAUUACCUACUUUAGGACUUGUAUGGUCUAACAUGAUGUCUUAUAGGUUUAAACUUAGAAAAAUAUCUGAAACUAUUCAGAAUAAAGAUUCUAGCCAUCACAUCAAUCUCAGAGAGUUAACUGUUAUCCAUGCACCAGAUUUGCCAAGUGGUAUAAGUGCAAAACUGUUAAUAACAGCUAGUGGUGUGGAAAAUGUAAUUUAUCAU
Brenthis ino (lesser marbled fritillary) is the source of this 933-nucleotide messenger RNA. Lineage: Eukaryota; Metazoa; Arthropoda; Insecta; Lepidoptera; Nymphalidae. The record is from the annotation of a GenBank genome assembly.